Messenger RNA from Durio zibethinus, 1210 nucleotides. RefSeq lists its product as uncharacterized. The record is from RefSeq and is a predicted model, not a curated record. NCBI's taxonomy places the organism in Eukaryota, Viridiplantae, Streptophyta, Magnoliopsida, Malvales, Malvaceae.
CUGUUCUUUGUCCAAUCUCUUGUCCCAUGACCAUGAAUGACAACAAAGAAAUAGGGAAAGGCUAAUGUAAACAGGAACAGGGUGUUUCAACUCCUAUAAAGAAGCUGAAUAAACCACAUUUCCUAACUUGUACCUCUGAUUCAGACCUUGGCAAAGCAAUGGAAGACCAAUGCAGUCCACUCAGCUGGGGAUAUUGGUAUGGGGAAGAGGGAAUGGAAGAGUUAAAGCAUACUCUCUUGUUUACAACCUUGGAGCUAGAGACAACACUGAUAUCAGCUAAAGAGGAGAUCACUAGAAGAGAGCUUGAAUUGAUUCAUCUCAAGGAUGUUCUUAUCAAGACACUGAAAGAGAGAGAUGAAGCUCAAGCUAGAUGCCAGAAGAUGAUGUUGGAGAAAUUCAUACUUCAGCAACAACUGCAACAGAAAGAGCAUACGCAUCAACAACAGCAGCAAGAAACUGCUUCACUUUCUGGGGUUUCUAGUAGCAGUGAAGAUGAAUCUAAACCUGGUGACUCCAACAACCAUAACUCAAGUUCUGAUAGCAAUAGAAGCAAGAUUUCAUCCCCAAGUUUAGACUCAAUUCUCCCUGUUGUGCAUCUGCCAUUACAACCAAAAUCACCACUUCCACAAGAGGCCUCGAAACUAGCAGCUAACAGGCCACUUCCAGAGAAAGGAAAGCUGCUGCAGGCAGUGAAGGACGCCGGUCCACUCCUGCAGAACCUUCUCUUGGCCGGACCACUUCCUCAAUGGCAGCAUCCUCCUCCCCAACUUACCUCCAUUGACAUCCCACCUGUGGCGAUAUCUUCCUCCACGCAGCAUCUCUUAAACCAAGACUCUGUCAACAAUCUUAAUGGUUGUUCAAGCAAGAAGAGGGGUCCAGAGAACUAUGAAGGCUCCGAUUCUUCUCCUAACACCAAGUACCAGAAGGUUGUUCUCCAUUGAACAAUACCAAUUGCAUCAAUCAAUUCUCAAAUAUGCCAUCAUUUUCAUGCUGUUCACAUUAAAAAAAAAAAGAAGGGUAAACCAGCAUGAAUUAGAUGGCCAUUUAUGUGCCAAUUCAGAAUUUUGUACACUAGUUUUUGCCUUAGGAAUCCAAUAUCCUGACUACCCUCCAAAUUCCAAUGUUGGAUGGAGACUUGAAAUGUCUUUAAUUUAUGCAAGACUUUCCUAAUUAUGUAUAUGAAUGGAAUCCGAAAUGAAGUUCCAAAUUU